UUUCCCUUUAAAUUAGAUAUCAAUGACGUAAUUUCUGUCAGACUCCCUCACUCUCGCUCUCUCCCUCUCCCUCCCUGACACAGACUCACUAGGAAUUCGACGAGGAUGUGACCUGUGUGGGGCCUUCAGAUUCCUCCUCAGAGCCUCGUUAUAUGGUUGGCUUGUGUACUGCCUUGCCCUGUAGUAAGAGACUGUGAUGUACUGUACUGCCUCCACCACCUCCCUUGACAGCCACAGACACUGCGGGAAACAGACGGACACACUGACAGACAAACAGUCACCAACAGAGAGCGGAUUGUAGAACCCAGCCUGGACACUGCCCCCUCCAGCCCCUUGUUCCCUGGCCCCUGUAGCUUGUGCUUGUGUAGUGUUGUAGGUGGGGAGAGAACCCAUGUCUUCCCCCCCUCCAGUGUAGCCGAGAGAGGGCCACUUGCUGGGGGAUGUUUAGGAAACCUCGGGAGGAAAAACAGAGAAAUGUGAUGGGGCGCACCAGUCGUGUGGUGGUGGCGGGGGCCCGGCAGUGCGGCAAGACCUCCAUACUUGAGAAGGCCAUCUAUGCUAACUCAACAGCUGAGAAGCAGUACAUCCCCACAGUGGAGGACACUUACGUAGGCAUUGUGGAGACAGAACGAGGCACGCGGGAAAAGCUGCGGUUCUAUGACACAGCGGGUCUGGAUGCCCAGCACCGCAGCCUGCCACAGCACUACCACGCCCUGGCUGACGGCUAUGUGCUGGUGUACAGUGUGACAGACAGCCUCUCCUUCCAGCUCCUCACUGACAUGAAGAAGGACAUAGACCGCCACAAGGAGAAAAAAGAUGUCCCCAUCAUCAUCCUGGGCAACAAGAGUGACCUGUCGGGUAGCAGCGGUGCAGUGGACGAGACGACAGCUGAGCGGUGGGCAGCAGGGGAGCGGCUGCGAGUGUGGCAGGUGAACACGGUGGACCGCAACCUGCUGCUGGAGCCAUUCAUGAACCUGGCCUCCCGUCUCAACCCCCAGCCCAACAAGACCUCCUUCCCUCAGCUCCACAUGGGCCGCAAAAACAAGGACUGAGGCGACCAUGGAGGCAAGGGACACAUGGUCUUCAGGGGUCACUUGGACUUUAUUUUCUCAAUUUAUAUUUUGUGCAGGUUGUAUUUAUCUCCCUGUAAUUUACAAUAUUUGCUUUAUCUUCCAAAGUAUUUUUUUUUAUCUUCAGGGAAAUUGAGUAUUAUGUUAUUGGUGGUAUCUUGGUUGUAAUUAUUGGGUUGAAGGACACAGACACUGCAGGCAUGUACAGUACAGCAAUAUUGCUGCUCAUCAUCCCUGAGGGAUUUAGGGUUGUAGCUUGUGAGUGUCCUGUCUUUGGUAACAAAAGGUUGUAUUGGCAGCACCAGUCUGCUGCCACUGUUGCAUUCCAAAACAUAUGAAAUUGUAGGUGAUGUGCCUUUGCAGUGGAUGAUCUGACCACAUAGUACAAGUUGACUUAUUUAUUUUUACACAGGUUCCUUCCUACUAAGUACUCUUAAGUAAUGAAAAAAAUUACGACCAAAUCAGCAAGUUGCCAAAUUCUAUUUAGGUGCCACUUUUGAUAAAUGCACAACUUAUCCACAUUCUGCCAGAAAACUCCAUAUAAAAGUUUAAGCCACACUAUAAAGGUUUAAACCAUUGUCACAAACGCUGGGCACUGUUCCUUGGAAAUAUAUUAGUAAUGUGGAAGUUUAGGCAGAAGUUAGUACCUAUGUAGUGGAUAGUUAACUAAAAAUUAUUCAAUAAAUAUAUCCCUGGUAGGGUGCUAUGUAUCAACAUACAUAUAUACAUACCCUCUAAGAAAGAAAAUGUGCUCAUCAAAUUGUCAUAGGUGCACACAAAUACUGUAUUGCUGGAAGCCAGCAGCUACCUAAGAGGAUGUUCAGAUGUACUGAGAUCCCCGUAGUCUUUCUUGUCAGGAAUCCUUCAUACAACUGUACUGCUUCUAGUACAGAAUUCCCUAGUAGGCCACUCAGCAACCUUCACAUUCCUAGGGUCUCAUCUUCUUGGGUAGAAUUGAAUUGAUCCUUUGGUCAAGUAACCUUUAUGUGUAAUUUGAAAGUAAUAAGUGGGUAAUCCUGGUGAUGUUUCCAAAGCUUGACCUGUCCAAUCUUAAACCUUUGACAACAGAUAGCAUAUGUAUUGUGAUAAUCUGUUGAAUAGUUUUCAAUUCUCCAGCAGUGACUAGCACACACAUUACUGUUUUAAGGUAAAGGAUACUUGACCUAUUUUGUAUUUAUCACAAACAUUUAAGCUAAUAUAAAAUUAUUUCCUUUGAUAAGAAAUUUCAAAGGGACAAUUUUAUUGCAGCCCAUUUAAUGCAUUGCAGCAAAUAAAUGUGAAAAUUUC
Portunus trituberculatus (swimming crab) is the source of this 2357-nucleotide messenger RNA. RefSeq names its product NF-kappa-B inhibitor-interacting Ras-like protein 2 (gene kappaB-Ras). The record is from RefSeq and is a predicted model, not a curated record. NCBI's taxonomy places the organism in Eukaryota, Metazoa, Arthropoda, Malacostraca, Decapoda, Portunidae. Gene Ontology annotation, molecular function: GTPase activity; GTP binding. The transcript is spliced from 6 exons. Gene Ontology annotation, biological process: canonical NF-kappaB signal transduction. Bases 441 to 1052 code for a protein of 203 amino acids.